Messenger RNA from Emiliania huxleyi CCMP1516, 357 nucleotides. RefSeq lists its product as hypothetical. The transcript has 2 exons. Lineage: Eukaryota; Haptophyta; Isochrysidales; Noelaerhabdaceae. The record is from RefSeq and is a predicted model, not a curated record. Bases 1 to 357 code for a protein of 118 amino acids.
AUGUCACAUAAGGUCGAGCUUGACCGCAGAAGCAUCAAGAAGCGGAUACUCCAGCUCGACUGUGCCGGCAAACUGCCUCCUCACGCCGGCCGGCUGCCAGCAGCCGUCGCGGCCCGUGGCGCCGGCCAGAAGGUGUGUGGUGACGGCACCGUGGCAGGAGUGCGGAGAAGAGCUCGCCGAACGCGAGCAGCGGAAGGCCGAAGUGUGCCAGCGCGAGAGCCUCGCGAACGGGUGCAGAAGGAGCUCGCCGUGACACGAUGCCGGGCGGUGGUGGUGCUCUGGCGGCUGUGCACAGUGGGAAAGGUCAGGCUGCAACAGCGUAGCACGAUGGUAGUGCCCCGCUGCAGCCUGGCCUGA